GUUCGAUAGGUUUCCUGUCUGCUAUCAAACAGAUUAUUCAAAUAUAAAUAUAUUUUAAGAAUUUAUUUUAAAACCCAAAACCGAACCAAAAGCGAACAUGAAGAAGAGGCCUUUUGGACUGCCCAUUUGGACGCCACUGUUCAUCCUUUUCUUGCUCCUCUUGGCCGGCGUUUGGGGUAAGCCUUCGUUUGGCGUGAAUCGCCAUGGGCUGCUGGACAUGUACCAUCAGCAGGUUCAUGGCGCUCCUCUAACUAGAAAGGGCAUCGAGUGUCCAGCUGAUGGAAUGAUGAAUUUCCAGCAAAGCCAUUUUGACAGAUCAAUGAAUCCUUUCAAAGCCUUUCUUUCUUGGCCGAGUAAGCAACAAAAACGAGACAAGGUUGAUAAGUACAAGCCAGUGGAGGAUGAUUUUGGUGGCCAAGAGGAGCUAUCCAAGUACCAACACGAUGAGCCUCUUUACGAUUUUAAAAUGUCCAAGUACCGAGCCGGUGCACCGCUAUGUGAUACAAAAGUGGAUAACUAUCAGGUCCAAGAUGAUGAGUCGGACUUUGAGCGCAAGCUGGGAGGGAUGGAUCAUCACCAGGAUGCGGAUCACUUCAAUCACUUCAACGUAGAUGCAGAUCACUUAGAUCUUGAUGCAAAUCACUUCACUCAGCGCUCAGACCAUUUCAAUCAGGGGUCAGAGCAUUUCAAUCAGGGGGCAGACCGCUUCAAUCGGGGAUCAGAACACUUCAAUCAGGGGUUAGAUCACUACAAUCCGCUUGGAGAUCAUUACAGUCUGGAUGCAGAUCAAUUAGGUCACGAUGUGAAUCAAUUAAGUCACGAUGUGAAUCAAUUCGACGGAAAUGCAGAUAACGUUCAUCUGAAUCGCGACCUGGAUAUGUUUGACAACAUUCAAGCUAACAAGCCCCAAUUGGUUAAUAGUCCCAUGAUGGACUACAAACGUGAGUUCGCCAGCGAUGAUGCCAAUCCUUAUGUCGAGAGUCUUCAACAGCGUUACGAGCCUUUGCCGCAUGUCUAUAAGGAUUAAUCCGUAAUCUCCAUACGAAACACACAUUAUAUAUUUUUCUAUAAAGUGUUAAGUGUUUAAAGCUUACUAUUUGCUUAAAUACAUAGUUCGAGUUCUUAAAGUGAGAGCAAGUUCA
Messenger RNA from Drosophila santomea, 1142 nucleotides. RefSeq lists its product as uncharacterized. The record is from RefSeq and is a predicted model, not a curated record. Bases 98 to 1027 code for a protein of 309 amino acids. The transcript is spliced from 4 exons. Lineage: Eukaryota; Metazoa; Arthropoda; Insecta; Diptera; Drosophilidae.